GUUAGGUGGCUGAAUCUACUGUGUCUGCUGUCUGCAACGCUGCAACCCCACCUUCUUUGACCUUUUUCGCCCGGUCGGAAAUCUCUGAAACCAGUUUGUUUUGUUUUGCACCUUACCCAUGGAAUGGAUAUUUUAAAUUUUCAUCGGUUAAUUGCAGAUUCCGAAUGUUUUCAAUGCGUUUUCAGUGGAAUUUUCAGUUCCCGUAGAGAAUUUUUUUGGUUCUUUGUGUCAUUUGGUGUUUUCUCAGAGAUGGGUUUGUGUCAUUUGGUGUCCGUUCUUGCGAGUAAUUUCGAUCAAACUCGAGAUACCCAUUUCAGGGAACGGUAUUUUUAAAUUGGGUUGGUGUUAUUUUCUGUAUUUUGUCUUAGAACUUAAAGAGAGAAUGAUGGAGGAAGAAAGCCUUUCACUCAGCAACGGAGCCGACGAGAAAACGAAACGAGAAAAAGGGUUUUGGGAUUUCAUCUGGGUUCCUUUGUAUUGGUUCAAGAUGCUUUCCGACGAGAUGCAUUGGAGUUUUGUAUUUGGAGUAGUCGUGACGUAUGGGAUCAAUCAAGGGUUAGGUGGAAGUCUGAGUCGUGUUGGAACGGAGUAUUACAUGAAGGAUGUUCAGAAGGUACAGCCAUCUGAAGCACAAGUUUAUUCCGGAAUAACUUCUAUUCCUUGGAUUGUCAAGCCUCUUUGGGGCCUUCUCACUGAUGUUCUCCCUGUUGCUGGCUAUCGGAGACGGCCCUAUUUUGUUCUAGCUGUUUCAGGUUUUCUAGGUGUGAUUUCCAUGGUCUUUCUAUCUCUGCACAGGAAGUUGCAUAUUGUUCCUGCAUUAAUGUCUCUUACAGCUGGGAGUGCUGGAGUAGCAAUAGCAGAUGUAACAAUUGAUGCCUGUGUUGCUCAAAACAGUAUAAAUCAUCCCUCUCUUGCUGCUGACAUGCAAAGUUUGUGUGGACUGAGCUCUUCCAUUGGGUCACUACUGGGGUUCUUCAUCAGCGGAUUUCUUGUUCACCUAAUUGGCCCUUUGGGGGUAUUUGGCUUGCUUUCUAUCCCAUUUGUGCUGGUCCUUCUGGUUGGAAUGUUGCUUAAUGAAAAUCGCAUGCCAAACUUUUCCUAUGGACAGGUACACCAGAAGUUGUUGGAUGCCAGUAAAGCUAUGUGGACUACACUGAAAUGCCCAGAGGUAUGGAGACCAUGUGCAUAUAUGUAUCUGUCGCUUGCAUUGAGCUUGAACAUCCUUGAAGGAAUGUUCUAUUGGUACACAGAUGCAAAAGCAGGUCCAUCAUUCUCUCAGGAGAUUGUUGGAUCCAUAUUCUCUGUUGGCUCAGUAGGGUCCCUUCUUGGGGUGCUACUCUACCAAAACAUUUUAAAGGACUAUCAAUUCCGUGACAUGCUUUUCUGGACUCAGUUACUUUAUGGUGUAUCGGGGAUGCUGGAUUUGAUGUUAGUGCUGAGGCUAAACCUGAAAUUGGGCGUACCUGAUUAUUUUUUUGCUGUAAUUGAUGAAUGUGUUUCUCAAAUGAUUGGGCGUCUGAAAUGGAUGCCCCUUCUUGUACUCAGUUCCAAGCUUUGUCCCCCAGGAAUAGAGGGUACUUUCUUUGCUUUGCUAAUGUCAAUUGAUAAUGUUGGCAUACUCACAUCUUCAUCAGGAGGGGGCCUCCUACUGCAUAUAUUGAAGGUUACCCGUGUACACUUUGAUAACCUUUGGCUGGCCAUCUUGAUCCGCAACAUAAUGAGAAUUUUGCCACUCUCUUUUCUUUUUUUGGUGCCUAGAAGUGAUCCCACAUCGUCCAUCCUUCCAGCUGAGAUGUUAACGACAAUAGAAAGCCAAGAAAGUGAGAACAUUGAACUGGCUUCCCUUGUCAACAACACCUGAUGAAAGCCAAGGUGAACUCUAACUACAUAUCUUUCAACCAAGAAUGACAGUUGAACAAGGAUUUCCUACUUCCUAUCCAUCUGAACUUACAUGACACGGUGUUGCUCAAGCAUUUCAAUUUAUCUCCCUGGAAUGUGGAGUGACUGAAGAAACCUUUGCUUGUCCACUGACUGAGAUCACAGUGGAUAAGUCAGAAAUUGUUGUUGUUCCCUGCUUCCUUCUUUGUUGUUCCUUACAGAUUACACUUUUAUUGCAAAUUCAUUGAUUGUUAAAUGGCUAGAAUACACUAGUUUCUGAAAAAGUGAUUCAACAUUAAUUGCAGAUUUGAAAUUGAGUAAAAAGUUCCCAAGUUUAGAAUACAGUACCAAUAUUGAAGGUGAGAAUCACAUGCACUUUUUGUAAUAUUCUUUUCAUUUUUAUGUACUACACAUCUUUCAUCUUAA
Molecule: messenger RNA, 2304 nt
Organism: Nelumbo nucifera (sacred lotus)
Lineage: Eukaryota; Viridiplantae; Streptophyta; Magnoliopsida; Proteales; Nelumbonaceae
Product: putative folate-biopterin transporter 2
Cellular component (GO): membrane
Source: RefSeq, a predicted model, not a curated record